Messenger RNA from Tyto alba (common barn owl), 2775 nucleotides. RefSeq names its product phosphoribosyl pyrophosphate synthetase 2 (gene PRPS2). The record is from RefSeq and is a predicted model, not a curated record. The coding region runs from base 66 to 1043 and encodes 325 amino acids. Gene Ontology annotation, biological process: 5-phosphoribose 1-diphosphate biosynthetic process; ribonucleoside monophosphate biosynthetic process; purine nucleotide biosynthetic process. Gene Ontology annotation, molecular function: magnesium ion binding; ribose phosphate diphosphokinase activity. Gene Ontology annotation, cellular component: cytoplasm; ribose phosphate diphosphokinase complex. The transcript has 8 exons. Lineage: Eukaryota; Metazoa; Chordata; Aves; Strigiformes; Tytonidae.
CCCCGCCCCCCUCCCCUCCCCAACCCCGCGCUGUUCCUACCCGCGCCCCCCCCCCCACCCCCGCCAUGCCGAACAUCGUGCUGUUCAGCGGCAGCUCCCACCACGACCUGUCCCAGCGGGUGGCGGACCGCCUGGGGCUGGAGCUGGGCAAGGUGGUCACCAAGAAGUUCAGCAACCAGGAGACCAGUGUAGAGAUUGGGGAAAGUGUGAGAGGAGAAGAUGUAUAUAUCAUCCAGAGUGGCUGUGGAGAAAUAAAUGACAACUUGAUGGAACUGCUCAUCAUGAUCAAUGCUUGCAAGAUUGCAUCAUCCUCCAGAGUGACUGCUGUAAUUCCGUGUUUUCCAUAUGCCAGGCAAGAUAAGAAAGACAAGAAGGGGUCCGUGGAGCGUUGGAGUCGUGCUCCAAUCUCUGCAAAACUUGUUGCCAACAUGCUGUCAGUUGCAGGGGCUGACCACAUCAUCACCAUGGACCUGCAUGCUUCUCAGAUCCAGGGUUUCUUUGACAUUCCGGUAGAUAACCUGUAUGCAGAACCUGCAGUGCUGCAGUGGAUUAAAGAAAACAUUUUGGAGUGGAGAAACUGUAUCAUAGUCUCACCUGAUGCAGGUGGUGCAAAAAGGGUUACUUCAAUUGCUGACAGACUGAAUGUGGAAUUUGCUCUCAUUCAUAAGGAAAGAAAGAAGGCAAAUGAAGUGGACAGAAUGGUCUUGGUUGGUGAUGUGAAAGACAGAGUAGCAAUUCUUGUUGAUGACAUGGCUGACACAUGUGGCACAAUAUGUCAUGCAGCAGACAAGUUAGUAUCUGCUGGAGCUACUAAAGUUUAUGCUAUUCUUACUCAUGGCAUCUUUUCUGGUCCUGCUAUUUCUCGGAUUAAUAAUGCAUCGUUUGAGGCCGUUGUGGUAACUAAUACAAUUCCCCAAGAAGAAAAAAUGAAACACUGCCCAAAAAUUCAGUUUAUUGACAUUUCUAUGAUCCUGGCUGAGGCAAUUCGAAGAACACACAAUGGUGAAUCUGUGUCUUACCUGUUCAGCCAUGUCCCCUUGUAACUGCAGAUUACAUCGCAUGUUGCAAAGGUCCUUCAUCUAGCACUGUUAUUUUUAACAAUGCAUUUCAACCAUAAGAAAUUAGUAUCAUUGUACAAUUCCAGAGAUUGUAUGUUUAAUUAUUUUAUUUGUCUUGUAAUUACCAUUAGUUCUUUGUAAAUGGGCAAUGAAUCUGUCUUGCAGAAACUUCAUGAAUUCCCUUGAGAGUCUGGAAGUUUUGAGGGUUGUGUACGUUCACUUUUAUGUGCCUGCUUCACUUUCUGCUAAACUGCUGCUUUGGAUCUGUUUUUCUCUAUAGAACUUCAUGGGAUGUAUGUGUAAGAUCACUUUCUGUGUUAAGCUAAAUGCUGCAGGCUUUGGUAUCUUGUAUCUAUUCAUCUGUCAGGCAAGCAGCUGUUGGGUUUUGUUUUGUUAUUUUGAGGAACUUUUGACACAUCCAUACUAUUAACUGUUUCAUAAACUUUGUAUUCUUUUUUUCCACAAGGUGUCUGCUGUUUUCUUCUGUAAAAAUCCCAUUACAUUAAAUAGUUUGCUUAACAUCUAUUCUGUGCAGUCAGUCUUCAGUUACAAGAUUAAUGUUUCAGUGUACCUGUGAUUCAUUUCAUGUGUUUCAAUAGUAAGAACCAACCUUUAAUAAUGAGCAGCUUGGUUUAAUUUUUUUCCCCAUAGUUUUUUACGUUCCUUCAUUGUGAUCGUAUGAAUCAUUUCAUAGCAGUUUUCUUGUGCUUUACUGUGCAGCCAAUGAACUAUGAUAGACUAACUAGUCUCAAGUAAUUUAACAUUAGAAAAAAAAAAUAAUUAUGAAAACAGUUUUGCCUCUUAUGCUGAGAAGGCUUAUGGUUAAGUACUGGUAAUACAGUCAAUAAUGGAUUCUGGGAGAAAAAAAAAACAAAUCUAGUACUGUAAUUUUAGGUCUUUGAAUCCUUCUAUGGAAUGUUCUCUAUCUUCCUUCUAGAAAGAAAGAGUUUGUGUGUAGUAAGAUAGUGUUCCUGCACCUACAUCAUGGUUUCCUACCUGAAAUUGCACUUGUUAAUUACAAAAGCAUUUACCGUGCUUUAGAGAUGCUUCUUUACUGUGGAGCUGCAUAAAAAAAAUAGCCUUAUUUCAUCCUACCUUUCUUAUUCUGGGAUAUAUUUAUAAUGGUAAAAUGCUGUAUUAUAAAAUGGAUUUUCCAUUCCAUUAUAGACAGUCUUCAGAAAGAGAAUUAUUUUGGUUUCUCUGAGAAUUAAUGUAUUUUGUCUUUAUAAUUUUUUCCAUUAACAUUCUAGUUCUUCUCUAGGUUUCCUUUUCCUAUAUGAAAAUGAGUAAAACAAUUUCACCUGUACUGCUUUGAGCAAUGAAUACAGAAAUAGAGUAUGUAAGAUAUUGUGAUGAGAAUUCAGUUCAGCCGCUAGGUCUCAGGAAUUUCUCAUUACAGUUGAAUUUUUUAAAAACAAUAUAAUACAAUGGAAAUGAAUUUACAUUAUUUGGCAAAGAAAUUUUUUUGAAGUAAGAUUAUUUAACCUAUUGUCUUGAAAAUAUUACUUAACAGUUAAGUUGUUCAACCCAAGUCUGUGGCCACAUAAUUAUGCAGUCUAGACUAUACUACUACAUAAAAGUUAUACAAUACUUCUAAUGCACAUAUCAAUUCAGUGGUUUUGUAGAUCAGAUCUUUGUUGCAAACAAAAUUCUGGAUUGUUUGCCUUUACUGUGCACAAGUAUUAUAAAUAAAUCUUGAAAAUUGCUUCUGCCCAGA